AUGUUCAGCCCGGACGGGGGGCUGCCGGCCGCCCCCUUCGGCCUCCUGACCGACGCCGGACCUCCCUUCUCCCGCGGCAGCUUCGACGGGGCGCCCGCCCAGCCGCUCUUCUUCCCUUUCGCCUCCACCGCCGAGCCCGAGCCCGCCCGGGACCCGCCGCCGGCCCGCGCCUGGCUGCCCCCGCCCGCCCCGGUGCCACCCGCCAAGGCGGAGGCGCGCCCGGGCCGGCCUUGCAGCCAGCCCGAUCCCGAGCCCCGCACCGCCGCUUACUGUGGCCCGGCCUGGCCGCCCCCGCCCUGGGCCGGCCCUGCGCCCUCCGGCCCCGCCGCCCUGCCCGGGCCGCCCUUCCCUGGCCCGGCCGCCGCUGGUUUCCCUGGCCCCCAGCUCUGCCCCGCCGCGCUGCAGCCGGGCUCCGGCGGCCCCUCGGGGCUGGGCAGCAGCGGCAGCUCCAGCGGCGCCGCCAGCGAGGGCGGACACUCCAGCGACAGCGGCGAGGAGGAUGCGCCAACCUCAGGAGAGCUGGAGCAGUUCGCCAAGGACCUCAAGCACAAGCGCAUUAUGCUGGGCUUCACCCAGGCUGACGUGGGGCUGGCACUGGGCACACUCUACGGGAAGAUGUUCAGCCAGACGACCAUCUGCCGCUUUGAAGCGCUCCAGCUCAGCUUCAAGAACAUGUGCAAGCUAAAGCCGCUGCUGCAGCGUUGGCUCAACGAGGCGGAGAACACGGACAACAUGCAAGAGAUGUGCAAUGCAGAACAAGUACUGGCCCAAGCUCGGAAGAGAAAACGCAGGACUAGCAUCGAGACCAAUGUGAAAGGGACACUGGAGAGCUUCUUCCGCAAGUGUGUGAAGCCCAGUCCCCAGGAGAUCUCCCAGAUCGCCGAGGACCUCAACCUGGAUAAAGAUGUGGUCCGGGUCUGGUUCUGCAACCGGCGUCAGAAAGGCAAACGGCUGCUGCUGCCCUACGGCAACGAGGCAGAGGGGAUGAUGUAUGACAUGAACCAGCCCCUGGUGCCCUCCACUCUGCCCAUCCCAGUGACAUCCCAGGGCUACAGCCUGGCACCCUCCCCUCCUGUCUACAUGCCGACCUUUCACAAAGCCGAGAUGUUCCCACAAGCGCUGCAGCCUGGGCUCUCCAUGAGUAACAGCGGCCACUGAACCAGGGGCUGUGGGCUUACACCAGCAAGGGGGGCUGGUGCUCUGGGGCAGCUCCCCUUGCCCUGGGCUCGCACAGGCACAGCCCUGCUUCUGCUCUCUGGGCUGAUGUGUGGGGCUUUUGGAGUGUGAGGCGCUGAGAGCCUGGCACAGCGAUGGUGCCUGCUCUCUGCAGAUGCUCCCAGCCCUUCUCAGUUAUGUGAGCUUACUGGUCCCAGCAGAAUUGGCCCCCCUCUGACCACUCCUGGGGGCAGCUCCUCCUGCCCCACUGCACCCUCUGAAGCCACAUGUGCCCAGGGCUCUUGAGCCUGUGCCUGGCCCCAGCCCAGCUGCUCUCCUGUGAGAUGCAGAAAAAAGUAUUUUUUAGAUUUUGGGGAGGGUGGGGGGAGG
Messenger RNA from Pseudopodoces humilis (Tibetan ground-tit), 1545 nucleotides. Its product is annotated as POU domain, class 5, transcription factor 3. Gene Ontology annotation, biological process: regulation of transcription by RNA polymerase II. Gene Ontology annotation, molecular function: DNA-binding transcription factor activity, RNA polymerase II-specific; RNA polymerase II cis-regulatory region sequence-specific DNA binding. The record is from RefSeq and is a predicted model, not a curated record. Lineage: Eukaryota; Metazoa; Chordata; Aves; Passeriformes; Paridae.